AUGGAUUAGGAUUUAGAUUUGCAAACAAGCAUAUCCUCAAUUGAUAUUGAUUAAUCAGGGAGGAAUUUGGUUGUUGGAGGGAGAGAAAUCUUAAAAAUAAUAGAUUUGGAUUAAGUGAAUAAAAAAAUGAAUAUCAAAUAGAAUAUGAGGAGACAAGGCACAAAAUUAGCUAUAGGUUAUGUUGAAUUUAAUCGCAAAAAGCCAACUCUAUUAUUGGCUGCAUCAGUAUAAGGGUAAUUUUAGGUUUGGGAUAUUGACAAGCAAAAAGAGACUGUUUAUAGAAAUCAUCAAGCAGCUAUCCAUAGAAUGAAUUGGCACAAUGAAAACUGUUUUAUAAGUGGUGGCUAAGAUUAUACAAUUAAUUAUUACGAUUACCGUUAAACUACUGCUUAACCAAUUUUCACAUUAUAACGAAAUGAAGCCAUUAGAGACAUUAAAUUUAAUAUUACAAGAGACAAUUAUUUCAUGGCAGCUUCAGAUACAGGCUAAUUAGAAUAUUUUGACAUUAGGAAACAACAAGAUAUAGGUAGGAAACAAGACCCAUUGACAAAUCUAAUUAUUUGUUUGGAUUGGACUAAAGAUAAUGUUUUGGCUAGUGGAUCAAAUGAUAAAGAAAUCAAGAUCUUGUAAGUAGAGAACCACACUGAUAUCAGGGAAAAAGGAAUCAUUUAGCAUAUAGAUGGGUCUUCUCAUAUCAAAUGGCAUGUAUAGAACAAUUCACUUCUGAGUGUGUCAUCAUUGAACAGAGAUAUCUCAGUCACCACUUAUGAUAUCAGAACUCCUUUUAGACCCAUGCACAUUGUCAAAGGUCAUAAUGAUAUUAUUACAUCCUUUGUUUUUAGUUAGGAUGAAUAGUAUGUCUUUACUGGAUCUAAGGAUAAAUUCUUGAGAAUGCAAUCCGUGAGAUAGGCGUAUCAAGUAUAUAAUAAUUGUCCCAUAUUUCCUGUUGCCUUUAAUUAAUACAAUGAUCUGCUCAUGAAACUAGAAUCUCCCUUUUAAAAUUAAUAUGAAUCAGAAAAGAGCAACCCCUAUUACAUGAACAUGUCAUCAAUUCAAAAGUAAUCCUCUAAUGAUGAAAUCUUCUUUCAAAAGGCUAAGACUUAAAAUACAUCUCAAAAUAAUCUAAUUCAUAAUUCAUAGUAAGACAUUCAAAAGGCAACAUCAGUAUCUCCAUAAAACUCGCAAAUUCAGAAGAGCAAUGUGAGAUCAAUUUUCUAUAUGGAAGCUAUCGAUUAAAUAUUUGAUCCCAAAAUCCCUUUUGAUGAGGAAUUAAAAUAUUUUUAAAAGAAUUAUAAUUCGAAAAAAGACUUUUCAUACAAUAGCAAUGUUGCAUUGCAAAUUAAUAAACCAGAAAUCGCACACUAUUGGAAAGCUUUAGAACAUCUUAUCAAUGACUUUAAAAAGUUAUCCAAAGACUGUGCCUCCAAUAUUUCUAUGUAGGAUUGUCCUGUAUAAUUACCAAACAAAGGUAAUGAUUAAUCUGAUGAUGAUUAAAAAUCUCCUCUAGAAUAAACUACACAAAUUACAAAAAAUAAUAAAACACAUGAAAAAAAAUAAUUGGAUUCACAGGAUCUAUAAAAACUUUAUAAAUAUUUCGAAAAAUACCCAGCAGCCUUCAGAUAAGAAUUAGAUAGCAAGAAUAUCAUAAUUGAAGAUUAAAAUCAUUUAAAAGUUCAUAUAGAAAGAAUACCUUACUACAAGAAUUUGUUAAGAACAAUGACUCCUAUUGGAUACUUAUUGACUGAUAAAUAACAUAUGAUGCAAGUUAUUUCUAAUUCUAUACUUUAAUUAAUCCAACAUGUCAUUGAUUAAGGAGAUCUUCCAAGUGGAUUUUGGAUGGCUGCUUGUGCAAAAAAUUAUGUGUAGUUCCCUGAUUUAAAUGCCAAAAAAUGGACUCAAUCAUAUAUUGAAUUGUUAGUGGCAUUUGGAAAACACACGUUAGCAAUGAAAGCUGCAUUAGAAAGUCCAGUUGAAUAAUUUAGAGCUAGCAAUAAAUACGUAACCAAUUAUAAAUGUCUUGGUCCAUGCAAAAAUAACUAAACAACAGGAGCUUUUUGCAAUGUCUGUAAGAUCGAUUUUAUCUGUUCAAUAUGUUUUAAACCUGUACGAGGUCUUUACUUAUGGUGUCAAUAAUGUAUGCAUGGAGGUCACAUGAAAGAAAUGAAAAAUUGGUUUAGCAGCAACAGUUAAUGUCCUUCUGGGUGUGGACAUAAUUGUUUUGAUAAAUGA
Paramecium tetraurelia is the source of this 2229-nucleotide messenger RNA. RefSeq lists its product as uncharacterized. Gene Ontology annotation, molecular function: protein binding. The record is from RefSeq and is a predicted model, not a curated record. NCBI's taxonomy places the organism in Eukaryota, Ciliophora, Oligohymenophorea, Peniculida, Parameciidae. The transcript has 4 exons. Gene Ontology annotation, biological process: positive regulation of TOR signaling.